AAUCCUUAAAUAUAUUUGUCUAUAUAACUUAUUAAAACUUCUUAUUUCGUGUGCCACGGUGAUCACCCGGAGAAGUGUGUCCGAUGUAUGGAAAGACAUUUGUACAUGUACAUGUACAUGUCAUCAUCAUUCAUUGUUCUUGUGAACGGAAGUUACGACAGAGUAUAUGCAAUGGAGUUAUCUGCGAAACAUCGCCACGAGUAGAUUCGUCUUUUGUCCUUGUCUACAAAUUUAGGCGUCAGUACAAAAUUUAGGUUUUUAAGGUCUCAUUAAUAUAACGUUUGGUCUAUACCGAAUAAUAAUAAAUAUCACUUGUUAAAUGGCCUAUACCGAAAUCCAAUCCACAAUGAUUUUGCUACACAGAAACUAGCAACUAAAAAGAAAAGUAAGUGGUCGACCAUCGAUCAUGGACCAGCCUCACGCGCUUCUAGUGGCUAGCCCUGGCUUGGGUCACCUCAUCCCUAUCCUGGAGCUCGGCAACCGUCUCUCCUCCGUCCUAAACAUCCACGUCACCAUUCUCGCGGUCACCUCCGGCUCCUCUUCACCGACAGAAACCGAAGCCAUACAUGCAGCCGCGGCUAGAACAAUCUGUCAAAUUACGGAAAUUCCCUCGGUGGAUGUAGACAACCUCGUGGAGCCAGAUGCUACAAUUUUCACUAAGAUGGUGGUGAAGAUGCGAGCCAUGAAGCCCGCGGUACGAGAUGCCGUGAAAUUAAUGAAACGAAAACCAACGGUCAUGAUUGUUGACUUUUUGGGUACGGAACUGAUGUCCGUAGCCGAUGACGUAGGCAUGACGGCUAAAUACGUUUACGUUCCAACUCAUGCGUGGUUCUUGGCAGUCAUGGUGUACUUGCCGGUGUUAGAUACGGUAGUGGAAGGUGAGUAUGUUGAUAUUAAGGAGCCUUUGAAGAUACCGGGUUGUAAACCGGUCGGACCGAAGGAGCUGAUGGAAACGAUGUUAGACCGGUCGGGCCAGCAAUAUAAAGAGUGUGUACGAGCUGGCUUAGAGGUACCUAUGAGCGAUGGUGUUUUGGUAAAUACUUGGGAGGAGUUACAAGGAAACACUCUCGCUGCGCUUAGAGAGGACGAAGAAUUGAGCCGGGUCAUGAAAGUACCGGUUUAUCCUAUUGGGCCAAUUGUUAGGACUAACCAGCAUGUAGACAAACCCAAUAGUAUAUUCGAGUGGCUAGACGAGCAACGGGAAAGGUCAGUGGUGUUUGUGUGUUUAGGGAGCGGUGGAACGUUGACGUUUGAGCAAACAGUGGAACUCGCUUUGGGUUUAGAGUUAAGUGGUCAAAGGUUCGUUUGGGUUCUACGUAGGCCCGCUUCAUAUCUCGGGGCGAUCUCCAGCGAUGAUGAACAGGUAAGUGCCAGUCUACCUGAAGGUUUCUUGGACCGCACGCGUGGUGUGGGGAUUGUGGUUACGCAAUGGGCACCACAAGUUGAGAUCUUGAGCCAUAGAUCGAUCGGUGGGUUCUUGUCUCACUGCGGUUGGAGUUCGGCUUUGGAAAGUUUGACUAAAGGAGUUCCGAUCAUCGCUUGGCCUCUUUAUGCGGAGCAGUGGAUGAAUGCCACGUUAUUGACUGAGGAGAUCGGUGUGGCCGUUCGUACAUCGGAGUUACCGUCGGAGAGAGUCAUCGGAAGGGAAGAAGUGGCAUCUCUGGUGAGAAAGAUUAUGGCGGAAGAGGAUGAAGAAGGACAGAAAAUUAGGGCUAAAGCUGAGGAGGUGAGGGUUAGCUCCGAACGAGCUUGGAGUAAAGACGGGUCAUCUUAUAAUUCUCUAUUCGAAUGGGCAAAACGAUGUUAUCUUGUACCGUGAUUCGAGAAUAACAUCAUGAACAACAAUUUCUGUUUAAGAUAUCAACUUUUUCUAUAUGAAUAUAUAUUAAGGUGUGUUAAAUUUUGCUAUGCAUAUAUACAAGAUAUGUACUUCAAUCAGGUAUCCUUAUAUUUUAAUAAAAAUUAAUAAUAGAACUUGUGUUUUGUAAAAAAA
Molecule: messenger RNA, 1993 nt
Organism: Arabidopsis thaliana (thale cress)
Lineage: Eukaryota; Viridiplantae; Streptophyta; Magnoliopsida; Brassicales; Brassicaceae
Product: UDP-Glycosyltransferase superfamily protein
Exons: 1
Coding region: 407-1819 (470 amino acids)
Molecular function (GO): UDP-glycosyltransferase activity
Source: RefSeq, marked reviewed